Molecule: messenger RNA, 4512 nt
Organism: Doryrhamphus excisus (bluestripe pipefish)
Lineage: Eukaryota; Metazoa; Chordata; Actinopteri; Syngnathiformes; Syngnathidae
Gene: tbx5a
Product: T-box transcription factor 5a
Biological process (GO): positive regulation of DNA-templated transcription; regulation of transcription by RNA polymerase II; cell fate specification
Cellular component (GO): nucleus; chromatin
Molecular function (GO): RNA polymerase II cis-regulatory region sequence-specific DNA binding; DNA-binding transcription factor activity, RNA polymerase II-specific
Source: RefSeq, a predicted model, not a curated record
GCCCAACGCAGCCAAUGCAGCUCGAUGCAACCCGUCGCCCCGGCUCACUAGAGCGCCACCAGCCCUAAAAUGCACCACCAGGCACCGGGCAGCUCUUUGUAGCCGUGCAGCGAAGCCUUCGUACUGGGCACAAGGUCCACCGGGAGUCGCUGUCUGUCUGGAAGUAUUUCUAUAUGAGAACAAAAGAGUUCAUGGAGAUACCUCGUAGAAGCUGCACGCUCGUUUGGAUUAUUUGAGGGGUUGUUUUUUUUGUUUGUUUUUUUUAGCGAGGAAUCAACAGGACGUCGUUUUUAUAACUUGUGGCGGUUCUGAGGGUCUCGAGUCAUGGCGGAGCCGGAGGAGACUUUUGGCCUGAAAACCUCCUCCCCCGGUGGUUCUGAUUCCAGAGAGGUUCCCAGCGAGGGGAAAGCCGAGAAAGCCAACGGGACGUCCGGCAAGUCGCCGUCCUCGCAGGCGACCUACAUCCAGCAGGGCAUGGAGGGUAUCAAAGUGUACCUCCACGAGAGGGAACUCUGGGUGAAAUUCCACGAGGUGGGCACCGAGAUGAUCAUCACCAAAGCUGGGAGGCGAAUGUUCCCCAGUUUUAAAGUGAAAGUCACUGGCCUGAAUCCCAAAACCAAAUAUAUCCUCUUGAUGGAUGUAGUCCCUGCAGACGACCAUCGGUACAAGUUUGCUGAUAAUAAAUGGUCUGUGACCGGGAAGGCCGAGCCCGCCAUGCCCGGCAGGCUCUACGUGCACCCGGACUCACCCGCCACAGGGGCGCACUGGAUGCGGCAGCUGGUCUCCUUCCAGAAGCUCAAGCUGACCAACAACCACCUGGACCCGUUCGGACACAUCAUCUUGAACUCCAUGCACAAGUACCAGCCCAGGAUCCACAUCGUCAAAGCGGACGAGAACAACGGCUUCGGCUCCAAGAACACGGCCUUCUGCACCCACGUCUUCCCCGAAACGGCCUUCAUUGCCGUGACGUCCUACCAGAACCACAAGAUAACCCAACUUAAAAUUGAGAACAACCCAUUUGCUAAGGGCUUUCGGGGAAGUGAUGAUAUGGAACUCCAUCGCAUGUCCAGAAUGCAAAGCACUAAGGACUACCCAGUCGUACCUCGAAGUACCGUGCGUCAAAGGGUGGGCUCCAGCCAGAGUCCCUUCAGCGGCGAAGUCCAGGGCCUGGCCACCCCGAGCGCCCUGAGUUCCCAGUACUCCCAGUGUGAUAACGGUGUGACGAGCACCUCGCAGGACAUGCUGCCCCAGUCUGGCUCGUAUCCGCUGCCCCAUGAGCACGGCCAGGAGUACCACUGCAUCAAGAGGAAAGCCGCAGUGGAGGACGACUGCCACUCGGGUGAGCACAGCUACAAAAAAUCCUACCUGGAGAGCUCGUCCAGCGAGGACGACCAUUACUACCGCCCGGUGGGUUACGCACAGAGCCUGGGCCUGGGCGCCGGCCCCUACAGAAACGAGUCCAGCCAACGACAGGCCUGCAUGUACGCCGCCGCCUCGCAGGGUUCCGAAACUGUUCCCAGCUUGGAGGACAUCAGCUGCAACACCUGGGCCGGAGUGUCGCCCUACGGGAGCUGCUCGGUGACCACCAUGCAGCCCAUGGAGCGACUGCCCUACCAGCACUUCUCGGCUCACUUCACGUCAGGCUCUCUGGUGUCCAGACUCGGCGGGGUGGGGAGCCACGCCUCGCCCCAGCUGGGCGACGGUCACCAUGCAGCCAUGUAUCAGAGUUCCAUGACGCACCAGACUUUGGGCCGCCAGUGCAGUCCUGGCGCUGGGAUCCAGUCGCCGACGGCUGGCCUGCAGGGGAACGAGUAUCUGUACGCGCACGGCAUCCCGCGCACGCUAUCGCCACAUCAGUACCACACGGUACAUAGUGUCAGCAUCAUGCCAGAGUGGAACGACAACAGCUAGGGGAGCAUUUAAAGGGUCCACUUAGGAAAGGAAGUCAAGAGAACUUGCCAAAACAAAACAGCAGGAUUUUUUGUUUCUAUUAAUAUUUGUACAUUUCAGUGAUCAUAGGAUGGCGGCAUUCUCUGCACUUAUAAGUGACUCCAAAAAGACUCCAAAAAAGGUCGCCAUGUUGAAAGUAGCGUUGUACAAAUUGCUUUUUAUAUUCAUGUCUUGAGGGACUUUCCUUAUGUGUUCAAUGAGUCCAGGUUCUCAGUUUCUUUUCAAAGCUGCCAACUUCCUUUGUGGUGAAACUUCAGAAGCAAAUGGGGUUUCUAUGGUGAACUAUCCCACCCAAUUCCAGCAUAUCUUUGUUUAAGCUAACUCUUCUACUCCGCAGCCGCCGGAUACAAAACGAUCUAAGUGUGUGAAAACGUGCACCCGUCCUGUGUUGCUUGGUUAUUAUUAUGGUGACAAAUACACCAAAUUGAGGUGCUGUUAUUCAACUCUGAAGGGUGACCCCCAAAAAGUCGGAUUGACUUCAAAUUUCUCCCACAGCUCAGUGCACUCUCCGAAACUCCAAAAUGGCCACUAACUUUUGGGGUUGUUAGCUGAAUCACCAUUGAGACAUUUUUUUUUUUAGAUAAAUGAUUGCCUCCAAUUUACAUUGGCUCAGUUUUAUCCCAUGGUUGACAAAAUGAAGCAUGAGUGCAAAGCAUGCAGUUCAUGCACGAAGACACUGAUACUGAACCAUAUUCCUGACAAAUACACCACACAGUGGCGCCGUAACUUUAGGGCGUUUGGUGAGGAGGAGACUGUCAAGCACAUGUCGAUCAAAUUUUGGCUUGGUUAAAGAACAUGGCGCCCUGUGAUUGGCUGGCGACCAGUCCAGGAUGUACCCCGCCUCUCGCCCAAAGACAGCUGGGAUAGGCUCCAGCAUCCCCCGCGACCCUCGUGAGGAUAAUUUAUGAAAAACAUGGUUGACAUGUUGACUAAAAUGUCUAGUUGUCCGUGAUUCACUGACCAUUUGUAUAAUGAUUAUAUCUGAUUGUAUCUGUACUGCAUGUAUGCUAGCAUGCCUAUCCAAGCAUUUUGAGCACAACCCAGAGGGGGCACCACAAAUGGUUUUCGUCGGGCAGACUUCCGUGGAGGGUGCGGUGAACUGUCGGGGCGGACCAGCCACCAUGUAUGAAUUUGUUGUACUCCGAAUGCAAUUUGACUCUUGAAUACACGCCAAUGCUGGUUUCGGUUUCAAAUUCAGUCAGUAACAGUACAGUACAAAUAAAUCUAUGAUCUAUGAUCAGUUUCUCAAUAGUAUUUCAAAUUGGAGGGCGCAAAAACAUUUUUGUCCUCCACUGGGGGCAUGACAGAAAAUAACCACUGAAUUACGGCAAAGAACGACCUCAUCACAUUUGUUUGGAUGGAUUUUGGGCUUGAGCCAGAGGCUAUCCCAGCUGACGUCUGGAUGAGAGGCAGGGUGCAGCUUGUACUGGCGGCCAGUCAAUCACGGGGCACGUAUCGACACACAGCCAUUUAAACUGACAUUUACAGUAGAGUCUCCAAUUAACAUGCCUUAACCAAACCCAGGGGCGUCACUAGGUUCUGAGGACAGGGGGGGCUUAGCCCCCUGGAGAUGCACAGGAUAUGAAUGAAUGUAGUAGACAUUAAAAAAAAUCCCAAAAACAAAUAAGGAACAAGAACCGGGAUAUACCUUUCCCACUUUUGGACAGAUUUAGUAGAGAUACUCAAUUGUUUUAGGCCACCAUUAAAUGUUCCCAAGUACACACAAUCUACACUGCAAAACCGCUGCUCAAGCUCUGCAACCAUUCUGUCCAGUGGACAGUGAUCAAUUAUAUAAUAAUCAUUAUUAUAUUAUUAAUUAGCCUAUUAUUAUUACUAUCAUCAUUCUUCUUCUUCUGAUUAUUACUACUACUACUAAUAGUAGUAGUAGUAAGCUAGUAUUAGCCUGCUUAUCGGCUUGCUUAUUAGCCUGCUUUUGCCCUAUUUUAUAAAAUUUGUCAGAUUUUAGGGGGGCUGAAACCCCCUAAAACAGGCCUAAUGACGCCACUGACCAAACCAAACUUAACCUGGAAAUACUAGUGGGAAACACACACAAGAUUAUGGAAGACUGUGCCAUCAAAUACCGCCGAUUUCGAACCAGGGUCCAGGCUAACAGAGAGACUCCAUCCCGGUGUCCAGGUUUGACAUUGUAGUCCUGCAAAGUCAAUGCACUGCAAUCCAGCAAUUAACAACAAACUGCAGUAUACAGAAAGGCACGUUUAGUCCAAUAAUUUAGUUGAGACCAUUACUGUGUUGUGGGUUGUUCCCAACGGUGUUCCCAACUGGCACUUCUCUCACCGAACUACAUAAAUGAUUCUGUAAGAGCAGCAGGGCACCACGGGUGGACAAGUGCUUAUCGUUGGUAGAAUGUUAUUUGUCAAUAGUAUUUAUUUGUCAGCUAUCACCUUGUUUGUAUCAAAGAUAGACGGUUCCAUUUUUUAUUGCCCGUUUUUUUUGUCAUUGUAAUUUUGGAACAGGAGAUUCAGUAUGUAUUGAUUUUUGCGCACACAAGGAUGUCUUUGUAAAUAUGCCUGUAUAUACCAGAAAACCUCCAAUAAAUUUUGA